Conger conger (European conger) is the source of this 5729-nucleotide messenger RNA. It is a transcript of the gene ptprr, whose product is annotated as protein tyrosine phosphatase receptor type R. The record is from RefSeq and is a predicted model, not a curated record. Gene Ontology annotation, molecular function: protein tyrosine phosphatase activity. NCBI's taxonomy places the organism in Eukaryota, Metazoa, Chordata, Actinopteri, Anguilliformes, Congridae. Bases 217 to 2175 code for a protein of 652 amino acids. The transcript is spliced from 14 exons. Gene Ontology annotation, biological process: protein dephosphorylation.
UCUUCUAGCACAGCUAGCUACUAUAACGCAAGCCGCCUUGGCUGCGAGCGGGGAGACACCGUGUCGAAAAUACAGCAGCAAAAAAACCACCGUAAAUUCGUUCAAUAGAAAGCGUUUCACAAACGCAGACUCUGAAGCGCAGAAAGCAGACACAUUGGCGGGCAAGACAGCGUCCUGAAGUCGUAUUUUAAUGUGAACGUGGAAGGAAACGGAAAGAUGCGAGGAAGACGCGUAUUCUUGGCGGCUGUUUACGCCUUGUUCCAGCUCCAGAUUGCAGGCUGUUUCUCUGGGGACCAUGAGCGCUUUGUUCCCGCACAUCAUCGCUGGCCCUUCCUGGAGAGGAGCCUGGACCAGGGGGCCGGGGCGAGACACCGGGGGCCCUUCCUGGAGAGGAGCCUGGACCAGGGGGCCGGGGCGAGACACCGGGGGCCCUUCCACUCCCUGUCCCUGGCCCGGGAGGGGAGGCUCCGGCCCCCCGCCGUCCUCCGCUCCCACUUCCGCAGGGCCCCCGGGGCCCAGGGGGUCAGCCUGCUGGCCCGGCCCGACCACCAGGUGGAGGUGGAGAACGCCCCGGUGUCAGCCAAACACAUCGUCACUGUGGCGCUGCAGCUGGACAUCCGGAAGCUGAACAUGUCCCUGCUGCGGGCGUUCCGGGACGGGGUGGCGGCCGCCCUGGACGUCUCCCCCCGGCUGGUGCACAUAAACCGGCUCAACGAGCAGAAGAACGGAAUCGAGCUGUACGUGUCAUCGGACCGGCCCGGGGCGUCAGAACCCAUCCGGGCCGAGGAGGUGAUCCGCUCUCUCAACGUCAACGUUCUCCACGGGAGCCUGGGGUCGCUCGGGGUGACCGAGGUCUCGCCCGAGAAGAACGUUCUCCAGGGACAGUACGAGAGGGACAAUGUGUGGACCAAGGAGGGAUUUUACGCUGUGGUCAUCUUCCUCACCAUCUUCAUCAUCAUCGUCACCUGUUUGAUGGUCCUGUACCGGCUGAAGGAGAAGGUUGAGUCCCCCGAUCGGCAGCUGAAGGAGCCCCCCGGCCAGGACGUGCACCUGGCCCCUGUCCCGGUCCAGACCCCUCCGGUGCCGCUCGGCCCCAGCAUGGUGCAGGCCGCCCCGGCCCCAAAACCCGCCAGCACCUGUGUCCCCCCUGUCAAGCCCUGCGCGUCCCCCUUCAGGAUGAAGCCCGCUGCCGGCCUCCAGGAAAGGCGUGGGUCGAACGUGUCUCUGGUGUUGGACAUGAGCGCGCUGGGCGCGGUGGAGCCCCUGAGCUGCGUGGUGGCCACGCCCCGGGAGCGGGCGGCGAUGGAGUACCUGCACACGGCGGGCCGGACCCUGUCCCGCCAGCAGCUCAGAGACACCGUGCUCAACACCCAGAGGCUGCACGCGCAGUUCGUGGAAAUCCCCAUGAAUUUUGUGGAUCCCAAAGAACUGGACAUUCCCAGUCAUGGAACUAAGAACAGAUACAAGACCAUUUUGCCAAAUCCUCAUUCCAGGGUGAUCCUGAGGACCAAGAACACGUAUGACCCCCUCGGCAGCUAUAUCAACGCCAACUACGUCAGAGGUUACCUGGGAGAUGAGAAGACCUACAUCGCCACGCAGGGCCCCAUGAUCAACACGGUCAACGACUUCUGGCAGAUGGCCUGGCAGGAGGACUGCCCCGUCAUCGUCAUGAUCACCAAGCUGAAGGAGAAGAACGAGAAGUGCGUCCUGUACUGGCCGGAGAAGCGGGGGAUUUAUGGGAAGGUGGAGGUGCUGGUGAACAGCGUGCGGGAGUGCGAGCACUACACCGUCCGCAACCUGACGCUCAAGCAGGCGGGGCAGAGCCGCAGUGUUAAGCACUACUGGUACACCUCCUGGCCCGACCACAAGACCCCCGACAGCGCCCAGCCGCUGCUGCAGCUCAUGGCGGAGGUGGAGGAGGACCGUCUGGGCUCGGGCCCCCGGGGGCCCGUCGUCGUGCACUGCAGCGCCGGGAUUGGCCGGACCGGCUGCUUCAUCGCCACGACGAUAGGAUGCCGUCAGCUGCAGCGGGAAGGGGCGGUGGACGUGCUGGGCAUCGUGUGUCAGCUCCGGGCCGACAGGGGUGGGAUGAUCCAGACAGGAGAGCAGUAUGAGUUUGUGCACCACGCCCUCAGUCUGUUUGAGAGCCGGCUCUCAGCCGAGGCAGGCCAGUGAGGCCCCGUCGCCCCGCGACCCCCCCCCCCCCCCGCUCCUGGGGGGUUUACUACAACAGCCCAAAGGUAAUCCUGUUACCCCGGUAACCGUCACUCAAACCGAGGAGCCGUCCAUGAUUGGCCACUGUGGACUGAACUGACAUGGCGUCGAGCUGAAGGGGGCGGAUCACACUAAAGAAGGACAAGUGAAUGUACUGUGUCCUGCCCCUUCAUCCUCCUCCUCUUCCUCCAUCUUCCUCUCUCAUAAGGGCCUCUUACCACCCCCUAAAUAAACUCUGCCCUGUCCUCAUGGCAACAAUGCGGGCUCCGCCCACUCUGCCAGCUGUACCAAUCGUACACCAACGUCCUGGAUCUCUUAUCGGCUGUUACACGUUCUUGUAGAAUACACUAACGGCUGUUUUUAUCAAUGUAUUUAUUUAUUUAUUUAUUUGAAUACAUUUUUAUUCCUGUAUUCUGUUAAUUUUACUAAUCAAAGUUGAUAAUCAAAUUUUAUUUCGAUUGUUCGACGUAAAAUAAUCAAAUAAAAUUUAAAUAAAAAAGAGAUAAAAUCUUAGCAAUGUCACCUUUGGUUUGGAGAGGGUGCAAUAAAAAAAGACUGUUAUAAUCGCGUUGUGUUGGAGGCGACAGGUGGCGUUCGUUCUUGUGGCCAUAGUGAGGAUGUUAAACUGAUAUUUCUUUUGUGGGAUCUCCAGGCCCCAGAUAACCCAGAUAGCCUGCUUUAGGGAGAGAGUAUUGGGGUUGAGUUGCCAACAAGGCAACCUCUUUUCAGCCGUAUAUCGACUCAUCUUCAUCGAGCUCCAGGCUUAUUCUUUUCCUUUUGAAUAUAAGAUGAGUUUCAGGGCUGUGUCGGUACAGACACCAUACAGUACAGUGAGGCUGUAAGCGGUUCAUGCCAAAGCUUGCUCAAUAGCCUGUAUGUCUUGUUUUAAUCAUUUAGGAAUUAAGAAUACAGCCCCCAAAAAGUGCAAGGCUAGCUCUGUCUUUGUACGACUAUAAGCUUUAGAUUUUAGGCAUGAAGAUAGUGUCUGUUUCAAAUUCAUACCUUUACUGUAUUGACUGUUAUAGAAAGCCUUUUGACUGCACGGGGCAAGAGAUCCCUGAUUUACAGUACACUUUACCGUAAAAUACCAAAUAAACUAACAUAUACAGUCAUUAUUAAAGAUUAAAGUUGCAGUCUAAAUAUUUGAGAGUGUAGUCAUGUGAAAAAUCAAGUUGUCAAACUGUAAACGUAAUCAUAUUUUUUGUAAAAAUGACACUUCAGAAAUGUUUCAAGAUGUUUAGAACGCCUAAUCUUGGAAGUAUGAGAUUAUGAACCUCGAUUAUUUUGCAUGUCCUUCAUGAGAAUGGAUUUAUUGCAUUUGUACUUAGCCCACAUAUACAUGAAAACCAUCUAUUCUAUCAGAUCCUGCACCAAACCGUUUUUGUAAGAAAGAUGCUGUCUUUAAACAUUAGAUUUGGACGUUCCCAAAUGUCGUUUUCCAAGUUGACUGGCUCUUGGAAUGCCAGGAUAUGCCAUUUUUUGGUGCUAAAAUGAUCCCAUUGGACGGUUGCAUUCAGAGCGCCGCCAUUUGCUAUGGGAAGCCAAAGUGAGUCUUAACUGACUACAAGUCCCAGGCACUGGUAGGACUACAACAAGAACAAGAGCCAAAAUGUCUGUUCUCAGAUCCCAUUCUGCUGCUGAUGCUAAACAACAGACCUGAAGUCUGUUCCCAAACCCCUAUUGUAGUACCAUGUUUAUUUUACGAGAUGGCAGCAUACUGAACCGACAAACGCUUAUUGUAUAGGCGUUGUUUCUAUACAAUGGGAUGUCUCAAACUUUAAAACACUGCAAGAAUGCAAGAAUGUGCAAAUAAGGCUUUCCCUCAAAAGCAACACUAACAAGCAUGAUCCCCUCGACCAUUCACCCGUUCAUCUUUCAUUGUUUUUUACAGGGUAAAAUCAUUAUUGUUUUCAAAACUGGAAUCAUAACUACCUACAUGCAGUGCACGAUACGGACUGAGAAGCCUGUUGUGAGGUCACGUUACGGCAUACCUGUGGCAUUAUUUUUAAUGUCUGUGACCAAUGGUGUAUGUCAACAUCUUUUUGAGGUGCUGGUCUGACUCCCUCCCAAAUUAUUUUAGCCGAGUGCUUUUCAGACGAAGCUGAUAUGCGCAGGUGUGUACACGUGCCACACACACACACACACACACACACACACACACACACACACAGACCAUACAUGUCAGGGCUUCGUGUCCCCGGACCUUUACUGCUGAGAGAUUUGGCUCUGAGAAGACAGCGAUCUGUGUGUAGAUGCUUGUCUUCAUGUGCGGUACAGUACACUUAUUGUGGAAGCGUAUGUAUGGUACAUGCUAAAGUGCUAUUACAAAUUAUGUGGCCCAGGUACCAUUUCACCACAUGACAAUCUUGCUGCUAAGACUGCAAGUGUUUUAUCUGUAUAUCUUACAAAAUAGGAGGGGGGGAAAAAACGAUUGUUGUUUGACAAUGAGAAUUUUAUGGAACCAUUUUUGUAUGUAUUGUUUAUUAAAUUAUUAUUCUUAUUAUUACUAUAAUUAUUUUAUUAAUUUGUGAUAAAGGUUUCAAAAAAAAUAUUUGUUCAUAUUAGGACUAUGUAGCGGGUACAAUGCACAAUGGCCAUUUGUGUUUAUAAAUGAAAAAUGUUCAUGUAUACUGUUUACUGUUAGUAGCGAUUAUCCACUAUGUGGGGUUCUGGUUAUAUUGGCCAGUCCAUGACUUGUUUUCCUAUAAACUAUUAAUCCAAAUGAAUGUUGUGAUAAUUUCACUGUCCAAUAUGGCUAUAAUUGUAACUACUUAUAUCGGUAUCAAUAUACUGUACAUAUGUAUGCCUCAGAUUACACAUAAGGAGGGAAAAAAAAGUCUAGAAUCGAGUGACUGUUUAUGGAUGUGACACUUUGAUUGAAAGAUAUUUUGUGCUUGGAUUUGGCACACCUGGGCUUAUCUGAGAUUCCUAUUGUCUUGUUUCUUAGACCUGGAAAUGAAUGGUCACACUUUACAAAGUUCAUGAAUUGGCAUUAACUAAUGUGUUUGUCAACAUGGAUUAAUGAUGUACAAAUACAUUAACAGAGCUGUACAGAUUAACUUCUCAGUAAUGGUGUGACAACUGCAUUAUUCAAUUCAUGGAACCUUACUGUGAAGUGUUACCAUAGAAACUAUAAGAGAGGAGCGGAUUGAAGAGUGACAGCCUGUUAUAAAAAAAGAAAAGUUUUUGCCAGCUCAGAUCAUGUAGCUUUCUUUCUGAGUUUCCUUUUCUCUGUCAGGCGGACCUUCACAGAGGGUGUUUAGAAACUGGUAUCAACAGUUAAGAGGGAGCCUAGGUGUACUAAAUUAAGCCAUAAGGUACUAUGAAUCUUUCAAAAGGAUUGUUCCGCGUAUUUGUAUACUGAUUUCUAAUCAAAUGUCAUUAUAAUGUCUUUGUGGGAAAAAGUUAUUUCCUUGGAUAGACUGAGCAGUCUACUUCUACGCAGACCGACCUGUGUUGUUUCCUAUGCGGCUGACUUUAUAUUAUGUACUGCCAAUAAACUGAAUUUUAAACGA